Salvelinus fontinalis (brook trout) is the source of this 2485-nucleotide messenger RNA. RefSeq names its product methyltransferase-like protein 22. NCBI's taxonomy places the organism in Eukaryota, Metazoa, Chordata, Actinopteri, Salmoniformes, Salmonidae. The transcript is spliced from 6 exons. The record is from RefSeq and is a predicted model, not a curated record. The coding region runs from base 59 to 547 and encodes 162 amino acids. Gene Ontology annotation, cellular component: nucleus. Gene Ontology annotation, biological process: protein methylation. Gene Ontology annotation, molecular function: protein methyltransferase activity.
UCAAAUCCCAAUAUCAGUGUAACGUUGUGUUGCAGACGUUGGGGAGGAUCUCCUGAGCAUGUGUCAGAAGAACGUGAUGUUAAACAGACACCUGAUGGAACCUGCAGGUGGGGAGGUGCGAGUUCGUCUACUGGACUGGCUCAGACACGAUCUCUGCACAGACGCUGAUGCAGAGUUUGGAUGGACAGAGGAUGAAGUGGCAGAUCUCCAUGACAACACAACAAUUAUCAUUGCGGCUGACGUGUGCUACGAUGACGAUCUGACAGACGCGCUGUUCCGAACUCUGUACAGAAUCUGUAACAACCUCCGUCUCCCCUGUACUACAUACCUGUCUAUAGAGAAGAGGCUGAACUUCACUCUGAGACACAUGGACAUAUCAUGCGAGGCCUACAACCAUUUCCGCCACUGUCUGUGUGAGAUGCAGGAGCUAAGGGACGGACGGACAUGCUUCACAGUGGAGCAGGUCACACCCUCUUUCCCACAGUGCCUGCUGUAUGAGCGCAUAGAGCAACUGGAGUUGUGGAAAGUGACAGCGGUGCCUGUCUAACCCUCUGAGGAGCUGACCUGCUCCUAGACCUGCUCCUAGACCUGAGACAUGGCGUUUUCUGAUCUUUGACCUAGUGUUUUCUGAACCUCUUGUGGUCCGUGUUGAGAAGAAGGUAUUGAUAAAACAUAUAGAUUAUUUAGUGAAUUAAUAGCAGUCAUUUCAAUCAGGGCAGCUGGACAGCGGUGAACAAAGGCACUAGGAAUGAUCUCUGUAAAUGAACACACUUGUUAAAUAAGAUGUUUUUAAUCUCAGACCAGGGGGUUGUGAUAUAGAUAUUCAGUAUAAUCUCAUUUACUUGCUGUUAGAUUGAAGUGAACCGAUGAAAUGGGACAGCCCCACAGCCUCUGAAUGUUUUGUUCCUUUGUAAAUGAUGAGUGAUCCGGUAAACACUGACCUAGGAUGCAUCCCAAAUCGUAUCCUAUCCUCAAUAUAGUGCACUACUGUAGACCAGAGCCCUAUGGAGGGUAGUGCACCACUUUAGACCAGAGCCCUAUGGAGGGUAGUGCACCACUUUAGACCAGAGCCCUAUGGAGGGUAGUGCACUACUUUAGACCAGAGCCCUAUGGAGGGUAGUGCACUACUUUAGACCAGAGCCCUAUGGAGGGUAGUGCACUACUUUAGACCAGAGCCCUAUGGAGGGUAGUGCACUACUUUAGACCAGAGUCCUAUGGAGGGUAGUGCACUACUUUAGACCAGAGCCCUAUGGACCCUGGUCUAGAGCCCUAUGGACCCUGGACUAGAGUCCUAUGGACCCUGGUCUAGAGCCCUAUGGACCCUGGACUAGAGUCCUAUGGACCCUGGUCUAGAGUCCUAUGGACCCUGGACUAGAGCCCUAUGGACCCUGGUCUAGAGCCCUGUGGACCCUGGACUAGAGUCCUAUGGACCCUGGACUAGAACCCUAUGGACCCUGGUCUAGAGCCCUGUGGACCCUGGACUAGAGCCCUAUGGACCCUGGACUAGAGCCCUAUGGACCCUGGUCUAGAGCCCUAUGGACCCUGGUCUAGAGCCCUAUGGUCUAGAGCCCCAUGGACCCUGGUCUAGAGCCCUAUGGACCCUGGUCUAGAGCCCUAUGGUCCCUGGUCUAGAGCCCUGUGGACCCUGGACUAGAGUCCUAUGGACCCUGGUCUAGAGCCCUAUGGUCCCUGGUCUAGAGCCCCAUGGACCCUGGUCUAGAGCCCUAUGGUCCCUGGUCUAGAGCCCUAUGGACCCUGGUCUAGAACCCUAUGGACCCUGGUCUAGAACCCUAUGGACCCUGGACUAGAACCCUAUGGACCCUGGACUAGAGCCCUAUGGACCCUGGUCUAGAACCCUAUGGACCCUGGUCUAGAGCCAUAUGGACCCUGGUCUAGAACCCUAUGGACCCUGGUCUAGAACCCUAUGGACCCUGGACUAGAACCCUAUGGACCCUGGACUAGAGCCCUAUGGACCCUGGUCUAGAACCCUAUGGACCCUGGACUAGAGCCCUAUGGACCCUGGUCUAGAGCCCUGUGGACCCUGGUCUAGAACCCUAUGGACCCUGGACUAGAGCCCUAUGGACCCUGGUCUAGAGCCCUGUGGACCCUGGUCUAGAACCCUAUGGACCCUGGACUAGAACCCUAUGGACCCUGGACUAGAGCCCUAUGGACCCUGGACUAGAGUCCUAUGGACCCUGGACCAGAGUCCUAUGGGACACUACCUUUAAUGUCUGUUUAUAACUUAUAAGACAUUAUUAAAUAGCUUGUUAAUAAUUUAGUAAAUAAACUGUUUAUCAAUCAGUAUUUAUAAGUUCAUAUAUUUAUUAAAAUAAACUACCUAAUAAUGUUUAUAAGAGCUUAAUAAGCAGACAUAUAGUGUUAAUAAUGUGUGUAUAUUGAUACAAAACCAUGGCACUGUUCCUUUCACAAUUAUACACUCAUCUUUUGAUUAAAAUUACUAAAUAAAAUACAAGUUUUUGAUUUA